AUGAAUAACCCAGCAGUUGUGCAUAUCUGUGAUAUUGUACAACUAUCUACAGGUAUUGCACCAGAAGAUGUUGGAAAUAAGAACAAAGAAAAUUGUAGGAUUGAUUCCGAUUAUUUGAAAAAUGACUCAGGUGAUGAGUCCUACAAAGUAUAUGAUAAAAGUGUGACUAUGCCAAUUGACAGUGACAAUGAUAAUUACAAUUUUUACAAAAGAAAUAAAUAUAAAGGAGGCUCAAUACAAACUACAUUAAAUAUAGAAGACAGUGAUGUAGAUAAUACAAUCGAAUAUAAAAUUGAAGAAAAUGAUUUACUCAUUAAAGACAAUGAAAGUGUGGGUAACAAUAUAAAUAAAAAAGAGGAAAAAAAAAUUGAAGAAUUGGAGGAAAAAGAGAUUAUCCAUAAUGAAUUGGAUAUAAAAGCUAUUGCUAAUAAAAGUGAGAUUGGUGAAUGCGCAGACAGCAAUGAUGUAUUGGAUAGACACAUUCUAAAUGAAAAAUUGUGUAUUGACAAUGUAGAGCAAACCUUUGAAAUAAGCGAAAUCGAAGUAGAUACACAUAAUGGGGAUAAGAACGAAAUAUUGAUUUUGCAAAAUUUUGAAAAUAAUGUAACUACGGAGAACAUAAAUGAGAAUAAUUUGAAAUGUAUUGAUGAGGUCAUAACACAAAGGAAUUACUUGAAUGAUUAUGAAAACAUAGGAGCAAAACCAUUAUUGUGUGGUGAAGAAAAUGAGAAUUGCUCAAAUACUAUUUUAAAAAGUUUAGAAGAUAAUUCAGAGUAUGAUAACUUAGACAUUAAUUGGAAUAAAGCCCAGAUAAAGACAUGUAUUAGAAUUAAGCCAUCCGAAUUUGUAGAAAACGAAUCAAAAAAUAUUAUUACACAAAGAGGUUCAAAUAAAAUAUUAAUAGAUUAUGGAAUGAAAGAUAAAGGUAAAAAAAAAAUAGAAUUUUUGGUUGAUAAAGUUUUUUAUGAAAAUAGUAAGCAAUCUGAUGUAUGGAAUAGUAUUUGUUUUUCUAUAGAUUCAAUUUUUAAUUUUAAAAAUGCUACAAUAUUUGCUCAUGGGCAUACUGGGACAGGUAAAACAUAUACUAUGAUAGGGCCUGAUAUUAUGGAAUUAAUUAAGAAACGAAAAAAAAAAUAUAGAUAUAAUUCUAGAAGGAUAUAUCCAAAUGAAUUAUUAGUGAAUACUAAUAGUUUAAAACUGUCAAAUAAUUACAACAGUAAUAAUUGUUGGUAUGAUAGAAAGCGAUCGUGUUCUCAGCCUCUAUUUAAUUUACCUCCUAAAGGAAUCCCUUUAACAAAUAGAAAUUCAAGUAACUUUAAGCGAACUUUUGAUAUACCUUAUAAUUUUUUUAAUUUUCGAAAUAAUCCGAAAAAUAAUAUAGACUAUGUUAAUGAAAAUUAUUCUGGGAAAUCUGAGUAUUAUAAAACAUUUUCUGAAUAUAGAAGUGAAUACAAACCUAAUUUUAAAUUUUUUAAAGACGAUAUCCAAUUAAUUUUAAAUUCAGAAAAAAAAGGAAUUAUACCUCGGGCAUGUGAAGAAAUAAUGAAUAGGAUAUCGUUGUUAAGGGAGAAGAGUUCUCGUGAAUUUUGUUAUGCAAAUGAAAAAUAUAAGAAUGAUAGCAAUGUUGAGGAUGAAAAUAACGAUAAUAGUGAUGAUCGAAGUAAUAAAUAUAAGCAAAAUGAUGCAUUACUCCCAAAUUUUAAAGUGUAUGCUUCUUAUAUGCAAUUAUAUAACGACAGAAUAUUUGAUUUGUUAAACCCAUGCAUUGAAUCACAACCAUAUUUAAGUACAUUAAAAUCAAAAUUUUCAAAUAGUACUACAUUUGUUAACGGAUUAUUAACUGUUGAAGUGAAUAGUUGCGAAGAACUAAUAGAAUUAUUAAUUGAUGGUACAAGUAAUAGAGCUUGUAGAAUAACCAAAACAAAUGAAAUGUCAACACGAUCACAUUCUAUAUUUAAAAUAGAAUUAAGGAAUGUAAAUAAUUCGAAACCUGAAUAUUUCAAGUCAUGUAGUUUAUUAUUAAUUGAUUUAGCAGGGAAUGAAAAGUAUGUAGCAUCUAAUGAGAAAUCGUAUACAACAGAAGUAUGUUCAAUAAACAGAAGUUUAUCCGCCUUGUCAUUGUGUAUAAAUGAAUUAUCAAAAGGCAAUAAAAACAUAAGUUAUAGAAAUUCGAUAUUAACAAGAUUAUUACAAGAUUCUAUAGGAGGAUCUAAUAAAACAAUUUUUAUUUGUACAAUAUCACCAUAUGUAAAAAAUGCACGUGACACAUUGUCUUCAUUAAAAUUAGUAUCUAAAGCAAAAAAAAUUAAAUUCGAAAUAAAGAAUACUAAUUCUUAUAUGUAUGAAGAAGAUAUAAAAAAAUUAAAAAAGGAAUUAUAUUUUUUGAAAAAGUUUGUUUUUUUUCAAUAUAUAACGAAUAAGUACGAAAAUAAGAAAAGGCUAAAAAGGAUAAAGGAUUUAUGUUUUAAUAUGUCACUUUAUGAAAAUGGAAAUGAUGCUUCUGUUGUAUUAAAUGAUAUAUCUGAGAGUUGGGUCGAUGAUAAAUGCAAAGGCAGUUGUGUUGUAAGGGAGAAUUGUAAUAGCACACGAGAAAGUAGCAGCGACAGAACAAAUGAAAGCUAUGCUAAAGAAAUGGAGGAAGAAAAAUGUGGCAAUAAGGAAAAAUUAAAGAGAAAUGAUGGUAUAUCUUAUGAAUCAUUUUCCAAAUUUAAAAACACAAAUGAAAAAGAAAUUAUCGAUAGAAAUGAGCUAAAUAAUGUUGAUAGUAAUAUUUAUAAAGGUAUAGAAACAAUAUACAAGGAUUAUGAAGUUAGUUCAUUUAAUUCAUUAUUGCAUCAAUGGAAUAUGAAUAAAUCGAGCAUUAAAAGGAUAAGAGAUGAAUUUGCAACAAGUGAAAAUGAUAAAAAAAAUCUUUGGUUCCAUCAUAAUGGAAAUGUAAAUAAAAAGGGUAUUAUGAAUUUUAUUGAUGCUCAUACUGUUGAAUAUGAAAUAGAAACUGAAGAUGAAAUGUGUGGUGAAGAGGAGAUCGGUGAUAAUGCAGUUGUUGGGGAAAAUAUCUUACUUGAUGAAUAUGAUAACAUGCAUUUGGAAGAGUCUGAAAAGGAUAUAUUUUUUGAUAAAGAAUGUAUGGGAAAAAGCGAAAAAAAAGACAAAGUGAAAAAGGAUGAGGAAAUCAACAUAAAUGAGCAUAAAGAAAAGAAUAAUGAAAAAAAAAUGAAAAUAAGCAAUAAAAAUGAUGUAAAAAGAGAAAAUAUAUAUAAUUUAAAUAUGAAUAAGGAUGUAAGCAGCGUUUUUAAUGGUAAAACAAAUGAAUAUAAUACAUCCCCUAAAAAAAUUAAUAAAAAAGUAAAAACCGAAAGUGAACGAAGAGAAAAAAAAUGUCUAAAAGAUACGAAGAAAAAAUAUAAUUCUUAUAACUGGAAUACGGAUAGUUAUAUGUGUGAUAAUAAAAAAAAGACGCCAUUAUUAAAGGGAUCUAGGAAAUAUGUCAAGUUGAAUAAACUUAAUAGCUCAUUAAAUUUGGAAGAAGAGGGUAAUAGUUCCAUCGGCCUUGAUAAUAAUAAUUAUGAGGAUGAUAGUUACGGCAAUUCAAAACCUGGAUCAUAUGGCAAUUCUACCAUUGCAAGUUUAACUGAGUCAGGAGAUAGUGAAAAAUGUGUAAAAAAUAGUUCAUGUAUUCCUAAAAAAGGAGAAAGAAAUAAAAAAAAUAGUAAAACUAGCAAGAUGGAUGACAUUUUCAUUAAUUCGAUAGGGCAUUCAUGUAAUGGCAAUUUUAUGGCUCAAAAUAAAAGUACAAAUUUUGUUAAUAAUGCAGAGAUAAAUAAUAUGGUAAUAAACAAAGUGAGGGAUUAUGAUAAUCUAAAAAGUAGGGGGAAAUAUAGUGGAAGACCAUGUAAUGUGAAAAAUAAUAUGGUUGUAAACAAUAAUGGAAUGAUGGGUGUUGUUGAAAUAGUCAAAAAUGAAAAUCUUUGUGAUGAUAAAAUUAAUAUAAAAGAUGAUGAUUCAUUUUAUGAAAAAAGAAAAGCCGAACGAUAUAGAUCAACUAGUGAGAAUUACAACUUGAAUAAUUUAAGGAAUAAAACAAUUAUAGGAAAAAACAAGGGCGAGUUUUCAUAUUAUAUUGAAUUUGAUGAUACAAAAGAUGUAAAUAGUAAUGGUAGCAGAGAUGGGAGUGCAUAUGGAAGUGUAGUGUCUUGUAUAAAUGAAGGUGGUAAUUCACGUGGUGAAAAUGGUAUGAAAUGUAGGGGAAGCAAAAAGAACGACACCAUUCCAUAUAAGAAAUUAAAAAAUGACGACUCUAAGCUUAAUGUAAGAAAAAUUGAAAAUAUAAGUAAUAGUGCAUAUAAUAGCAAUAACAAUCUUAUCUUAGAAAUCGAACAAAGUUGGCAGAGUUUCGAAAAAAAGUUAGAAAAAAAAUUAAAAGAAAAAAAAAUACAAAAAGAAAUGCAAAUAGAAAGUUGCGGUAGAAUGAAUAAUAAUUCAAAUAAAAUAAGCGCACUAGAAGAGAAUAAAAAUCGGCUAGUAAUUUUAAAAAGUAAGUAUGAAAAAAUAUUAUCAGACUCGAAAAAGCAAAGCAGAAAUAAUUUGAAGGAUUAUUCUUACGAUUUGAUAAGGGGUAAUAAUGCUAAUACAUGUAUAGAUCGAGAAAAGAAAUGCAGAAGCAGCAACAUGUGUGGUAAUUUGAAUAAUGGAGAAAAUGGUGUAAUCGAGAAAGAUGGUUCAAAUUGCAGUUUGAAUGGCAGAAAAAUAAGUAACAUAAGUAAUGAUAAUAUUAAGGAAAAUUUUGUUAACAACAUUAUAAACAACUGUGAUAACAAAUUUAUAGAUAAGGGAGAUAUAAAAUAUAAAGAAGAUUCUAUUGAUAAUAAUUAUGAUCAUAAAAAUAGUACACACUCGAAUUGUAUUAGUCAUUAUAAAAAAGGUAUGAUAAAUAAUUUGAAUAAAAUUGAGUUAACAUAUAAUGAUAAAAUGGGUAGAGAAAAGGACAGUUUAAAUAAUACGAUGAGUACUAAUGUAAAUAUGAGCAAUUUAUUAGACAUUGAAAAUCCUAAAAAGGGAAAAGAGAAAACAGUAAAUCAAAUUCAUAAUAAUUUGAAUAAUAAAAAUCUUCAUUCUCAAAAUUUGGGGAAUUCCUAUAUUUAUAAGUUUGAAGUUAAAAAAAAAGGGAAUAUAACAAAUGAUCGUGGUGAGACAGAAAAAAGAGAAGGCAAUAAAUAUAAUUCGAUGGAUAAAGAUAUCAAGGAAUAUAAUAAGAACAAAAUUAAAGAGAGAAAAGAAUGUUUGGUUAAUGAUCCUAAUCAGAAAAAUAUGUUUUCCAUAUCAAAUAAGGUUAGUAGUGGGAUAAGUAAUGGUGAAAAUAUAAGUUUGGUAGUGUCUAAAAAUAAAAGUAUUAUUGAUUCAAAUAAUUGUUAUUGGGUUAUGAACAGUACAGGAAAUAGUGAGUAUUUGGAUCGAGAUAUUCGAUCAAAUAGGCAUAAGUAUGGAAUUGUAAAUAAAUAUGUAGAAAACUGUUAUGUAAAUACAAUAGGUCAUGAAAAUAAUUCAGAUACAAAGCAUGUGUGCAUGGAAAAGGGCAAACCAGGUGAAACCCCUCAAAAAAUGCAUAAAAUAAAUUUUUUUUAUCAAAAUGAUAGCAGUAACAAUAAUAAUGAUUUUUUUGGAAAAGAAGAACAUAAUGGGUUGAUUCAAAAUUACAAUUAUAUGUAUAGGCAUAUUCAGGAAGGUAAUGAAAAGAAUGAAUGUGGAAAUAGUAUCGGAUUACGUAAUAAAAAUAGUAGAAAUGGUGGUUAUAUUGGGAGCACAAAUAAGAUAAACAAUAGGAAUGAUAUUAGCAAUGUUACGAAUUUGAAUAAAAGUAUCUGUGGGAAAUACAUUAUAAGAAACAAUAUUGUUUGUUCAAAUCGGUUUGAGAAAUUAAUAGAAAAUGGGGAUAAAAAUGAAAAUAAAAUUUUAUCGAAUAUUGAAUUUUUAUCGAGUGAUAUAAUUCGAAGUAAUAAUAUGAAUGGUAAAAUAUGUUUUGAAAAUAGUAAAGGAUAUGAAUCUAAAAUAUGUAGGAAUAAUGAUAUGGUUAGAAGGAAAGAUGAAAAUAAUGGUACAGCUUUAUAUGGAUGUUUUUUUUCGAACAAGAAUAAUGGAGAUGAUGUGGUUGAUAAUCAAAAAAAAAUAAAACAAUCAGUUUAUCAAGAUAAUAAGAGGGGAAAUGUUCAAAGUAUGGAAUAUAAGAACUCAAAUAAAAAUCAGCAUUUUUCAAAUUAUGGAAUAAAUAGAGUAAAAUGA
Messenger RNA from Plasmodium vinckei vinckei, 6276 nucleotides. RefSeq names its product kinesin-19, putative. Gene Ontology annotation, molecular function: ATP hydrolysis activity; microtubule binding; microtubule motor activity. Gene Ontology annotation, cellular component: kinesin complex; microtubule. The record is from RefSeq and is a predicted model, not a curated record. The coding region runs from base 1 to 6276 and encodes 2091 amino acids. NCBI's taxonomy places the organism in Eukaryota, Apicomplexa, Aconoidasida, Haemosporida, Plasmodiidae. The transcript has a single exon. Gene Ontology annotation, biological process: microtubule-based movement.